Messenger RNA from Tigriopus californicus, 1832 nucleotides. RefSeq lists its product as uncharacterized. Gene Ontology annotation, molecular function: zinc ion binding. The record is from RefSeq and is a predicted model, not a curated record. Bases 269 to 1582 code for a protein of 437 amino acids. The transcript is spliced from 6 exons. NCBI's taxonomy places the organism in Eukaryota, Metazoa, Arthropoda, Copepoda, Harpacticoida, Harpacticidae.
UAAUGAUGAGGCUACCGGACUGGCGUCGACAUCUCUAGGUGGUUAAGGUAGAAUAGUGGUUUGACACACUCACUCACUCGCUCAAACAAGUGUGGAUUGCUUUCAUUAUUGAGAAACACAAUGAAAUUCCUCUCCCUGCAAUUUUAAGCAGAAAAGGAGGUCUCUCUGUCUCUCUCUCUCGUCCUGACGAUAGCAUGGAUUGCCAGUGUGCCUUGGAUCUGUAUCCAUCCCAAUAUCGUUAGGCGUGCUGUAGCGUAUAUCAAGGGAGAUGAGACCUGCCUACGAGUUGGAUCGCGAUUGCUCAACCUCGGAUCAAUCACCAAGACCAAUGUCUCCCGUUUCCCAACGAGUGUCUCGUCCAUAUUUGAAUCCAAGGAACAGUUUCAGUAACUCGGAGGACGAACGGAAUUCUCCUCGGCCGAGAAGUAUGAUGUCAUCCUAUUCGAACGAAGGAGAUCCUGAGAGCUCGAUCCUGGUGUCGAAGAUCCCAAGCCGUCAACAAACAAAGCGUGUCACAAUCACGACUCGAUCCGAAUAUGGAAAUUACAGAGAAUCCCCACUAGCCACGAGCAGUUAUCGUGAAGACAUCCCAUCUCCAUUACCGAGCACUCGGCCCGCUAGCGCCAUGGAAUCGCCCACUAGCUUGCAUACCUUGGGAUUGGGUCCGGAAGUGCACCCAAAUGAUUUGGAGUCUAAUUUGAGGCGUCUAAAACCAAUCCAGGUCAUCUCAGCCUAUCUUGAGCUGAUGGAUCAUGUGAAACGAAUGGAACGGCAAGCUGAUCUUCGCGAGGAACUUUUGAGACGCAACCAAAAGCAGAUCGAGGCCAAGGACAAGAUUAUCAAGGAACGGGAUAUGCUAGUCCGAAAAAUGGAACGAGAUCUAGAACGCAUCGAUGAGGAACCGGAAUCGGUGUCCCUGGCUCCUUCAGACGCCUCAACGAUUGGGGCCGUGAGAUGUCGUUUCUUUUCAUCUGGAUGUCCUUACCGCUUGCCCAGUAUGGAGUUCCAUGAAGAUCGCGAAUGUAAAUUUCGUCCCACAAGAUGUCCCUCUUUAACUUGCCCAAUCAAACCGCCAUUCGCUAAACUUCUUGAACACGUUCAGGACGAUCAUAAUGGGAGCAAAAAAGGACGUGAUCGAAUUUGUCGGAAUAACUCUAACCAGCUCGUCUCUAGCUAUGUCAAUAUUGACAAAGAGCCCGUGUUCUAUAAGACUACUAGAAUGACAUGGGUGGCCAACGAACUGAUUUGUGACAGUUUUCAUUUCUUUUUGGAAUGCAUGAGAGUCCCGCCGGAUUGGCAUUUAUGGGUGUAUAUCAUUGGAUCGGAGAAAGAUGCCGAGAAGUAUCAGGCCACGAUUCAACUGUUUAGAGAGGAUGAGUACGGGCAGGUUGCUGAUCUUGGAUACUCGGCUCAAAGAAGCUAUACCGGCCAGGUAAUCUCCAUUCAUCGGUCUAAGGAGGAAAUUGCCGAAUUCAGUUUAGGAUUCAUGGUCCAUGACAAACAAAUUCGAUCUCUUUGUGGCACCAUCUCUAAUGCUGAGGAGCAACUGUUUGGAUACGAGGUAUCUGUGUACAGGAAAUGAUUGCCCAAUCACAAUGCACCAUGACAUGUCGAGAAAGUUCCGGGAUUAACAUGAUCAUGUGGGUUGGUCAAUCAUGGUGGACGUGUCAACCUAUCAAUGAAUGAUAAUACGAUGAAAGUUGAUCGGCACGAUAAAGCACUGCACACAAUAUAUAUACAUAUAUGUAUAUAUGGAAUGUUUGGAAAAGCGUCCAUUGGAAUUUUUAUAGAUAAUAUAAGAGAGUGAACUGAAUAAGAUGCAUUUCUCGGUU